Messenger RNA from Culicoides brevitarsis, 1147 nucleotides. RefSeq names its product sphingolipid delta(4)-desaturase DES1 (gene ifc). The record is from RefSeq and is a predicted model, not a curated record. Gene Ontology annotation, biological process: ceramide biosynthetic process. Gene Ontology annotation, molecular function: sphingolipid delta-4 desaturase activity. Gene Ontology annotation, cellular component: membrane. The transcript has 2 exons. The coding region runs from base 105 to 1079 and encodes 324 amino acids. NCBI's taxonomy places the organism in Eukaryota, Metazoa, Arthropoda, Insecta, Diptera, Ceratopogonidae.
AUGAAAGUGAUAAAACCUUUAAAAAUUCGUCAUUCCCUCAUCAGAUACCGCAUCUUUCAUUUUUCAUUGCUAAAAAAAGAGGCUCGACGGAGUAGUUCGAAGGGAUGGGUCAACGAGUGUCUCGCACAGACUUCGAAUGGGUUGCCACAGACGAACCUCAUGCGAGUCGUCGUAAGGAAAUUCUCGCCAAAUACCCGCAAAUCAAGAAACUUUUCGGGCACGAUCCAAACUUCAAAUACGUCGCUGGCGGAAUGGUUCUCACACAAAUUGUCACCUGUUUCCUGUUGCGCGACGUCGAUUCGUGGCUGACGUUGCUUCUCGUGGCUUACUGCUUUGGCGGCGUCAUCAAUCAUUCGCUUUCGUUGGCUGUGCACGAAAUUUCUCACGGAUUGGCGUUCGGGCAUUCUCGUCCCGCGGCAAAUCGUUACUUUGGAUAUUUCUGUAACUUACCUUUGGGUAUCCCCAUGUCAAUUUCCUUCAAAAAAUACCAUUUGGAGCAUCAUCGGUAUCAAGGCGACGAAAUAAUCGACACAGAUUUGCCGACAUUGCUCGAAGCAAAACUCUUCGAUACAACCUUCGGGAAGUUUUGUUGGGUGUGUCUUCAGCCAUUUUUCUACAUUUUACGCCCGUUAGUCGUAAAUCCAAAGCCUCCAACCAAAUACGAAGUUCACAAUUUGAUCAUUCAAGCGAUUUUCGAUGCCUUUAUCGUGUACUUUUGCGGAUGGCGCAUCUUAGUUUAUCUCAUUGUGGGAACUCUGCUCGCCAUGGGACUUCAUCCGGUUGCCGGGCAUUUCAUUUCCGAGCAUUACAUGUUCGCCAAAGGCUUCGAAACGUAUUCCUACUAUGGUCCGCUGAAUUUCAUCACAUUUAACGUCGGCUAUCACAAUGAACAUCACGAUUUUCCCGCAGUUCCUGGAUGUCGAUUGCCAUUAGUCAAGCAAAUUGCGCCCGAAUAUUACGAUAAUAUGCCGCAACACAACUCGUGGACUCGCGUUUUGUACGAUUUCAUCACAGAUCCCGCCGUUGGACCUUACGCUCGAAUCAAACGUAAGCACGCUGGAUUGGACAAGAAUGAGUAAAAAUCUUCAGUAUUGACGAGAAACCUAAAAUUCCUCAAAAAAAAUUGAUUGAUUACCAAAAACAACAA